AUGUCAAAGGGUGACAAGGUUGAGGUUUUGGACUUUUGGGCUAGCCCAUUUUGUGGUAGAGUGAAAAUUGCUUUGGAAGAGAAAGGGGUGAACCAUGUACACAGUGAAGAGGAUUUGUUUGGCGCAAAGAGUGAACUUCUUCUCAAGUCAAAUCCCAUUCAUCAAAAAGUUCCUGUGCUCUUGCACAACGGCAAACCCAUUUCUGAGUCUGCUAUCAUAGUUAGCUACAUUGAUGAAGUCUGGUCUUCCAAAUCCCUGCUUCCAUCUUCUGCUUAUGAUCGUGCCCAAGCCAGAUUCUGGACUGAUUAUAUCGACAAAAAGGUGUUUGAAACUGGGAGGAGCAUCUGGGCAAGCAAUGGAGAAGAGAGAGAAGUAGGGACUAGGGACUUCAUUGAAAUUUUGAAGCAUCUUGAGGAAGCUCUUGGGGAGAAGAACUAUUUUGGUGGUGAUGCCUUUGGGUAUCUGGACAUCAUAGCCAUUCCUCAUUCAGCUUGGUUUUUGGCCUAUGAGAAGCUUGGGGGAUUCAAAGUUGCAGACCAUGCACCAAAGAUCUCAGCUUGGGUUAAGAGGUCUUUGCAAAGGGAAUCUGUUUCCAAAGUUCUGCCAGACCCAGAGAAGGUAUACCAGUUUGUUCUUCACUUCAGGAAGAUGUCAGGGCUUGAUUGAUGAAGCAUGAAUGCUUGGUUUGCCUCAUGGCAGUGAAUGGUUCUGCCUUGUUCCUGGUUUUUCUCAUUGUAUUAGAAUUUGCUGCUUUAGUCUUUAGCCAA
Molecule: messenger RNA, 767 nt
Organism: Vigna unguiculata (cowpea)
Lineage: Eukaryota; Viridiplantae; Streptophyta; Magnoliopsida; Fabales; Fabaceae
Product: glutathione S-transferase U19-like
Biological process (GO): glutathione metabolic process
Cellular component (GO): cytoplasm
Molecular function (GO): glutathione transferase activity
Source: RefSeq, a predicted model, not a curated record